CAGAAACUAAUUCAGAACAACAGUAAUUUGUCUCACUACCCUAAGGAUUCUAAAUUUGUACAGCAGCUGGGCAAGAGAGCCAGAGAUGAAGACCAAAACCAGUUCUUUGAGAAGUUCCCUGGUACAGAUGCAAAAAAGGACAAGGGAAUGGUCAGACUGGUGGCAAAAACCCCAUGCAGUUGGGUUGAAGGAAAAGAAAAGAACAAGACAGAUGAUGAUAGAAAGUUGGAUGGGCAAGGAAUCAAGGAUGAGGCAAGAUUUACUGGUAGUGCUCAAAGCCUUUCUGCAACAUUUCAGGCUAGGAUUGAUGGAAUGCUUAGACCAUUGGAGAAAGACAUUGAGAAGAAGAUGAAAGGGAAAGAUAAGACCAAACAAAAGGAAACGAAUGAUAAAAACGAGGAUCAAUACAAGGAUAAAGAGAAAAAAGGCAAAGAGAAGGAUAAAGUCAGGGAUAAGGAGAAGAAAAAGGAAGAGAAAGAGAAGGAGAAAAGGGAACGUAAGAAAAAAGAGCCGGAUAAAUUGAAGGAAAGCAAUAUGUCUAACAUUGUAGGUAACCAUACUGUAAAAGCCUCCCAUCUUUCCAAGGAGAGCUUUAAUGGUGCUGUUGAUGAAGUAAAUAUCAAGAAACGAAAGGACUUGGACACAAAUGGAUUUUUGCAUGCUAAUGAUGUUAAGCCCGAUAAGUUGCCAAGACCUAUUUCCUUGCCUCAAUCUGCUGAGAAUGGAAGGAUGUUGGGAACUUGCGAAAAUCCCACUGCAGCUAUACGAGAUAAGCAGGAGGCUGCCAAUAUGGAUAAGGUGGAUAAUAAAGGACACAAGAUAAAUGGUUUGAUAGAAGCUCGAGCUCCGUCCAUCUCCUCAACAACUCAUCCUCUAUCUAUCUCUUUAAUGAAGUCUUUAACAAAUCCAUCACAUUCUACUGCUCAAACUGAUGAAAUAGCUGAAGUGUCUAGGAAACAACCCCAUCCUGAUUCCAAGUAUCUGCCUGAUGUGCUUAAAGUACCCAAAAUGGAAGACUGGUCUGAUUUUGAGGACCAAGAAUGGCUAUUUCAGAGUACUUGUUCCCAAACAAAGAAGCCCCAGGUUGAGGUUUCAGUGGUCGAUGAGAAACGAGAGGUGUGGUCAGAAGCUCUGCAGAUUGGAGCGACUGAUGUUUAUGCACUGCCAUACGUUAUUCCAUAUUGAUGAUUUGUGCAGUUGGACAUGGUUGACCAUCCUCAGCGUCUAAUGUGAUGGACCCUCCAUAGGACCACAGAGGAGAGGUAUAGCCUCUGGGCCUUGGGUUGGCUAUUUGAUUCUCAACUGCCUCAGUUUCGAGACGGUGGUGAUGUGUGUUCUUUAACUGCCUGAGUUUUGAAAAGGUGGAGAAUGCAAAUGAUCUCGGACCCUUCAUUGUGUACUAGGAUGAGCACAGAUACAAGGGUGUUGCUGAAGGGCAGAUUUUUCCUCGUGGUACAGAAUCACUAAUUCGAUCAGAAAAAGCAACCCAGCGGGGUUGCUUGGAAGAGAGUUUUGAAAGGUGGAGAAUGCAAAUGAUCUCGGACCCUUCAUUGUAUACUAGGGUGAGCACAGAUACAAGGGUAUUGCUGAAGGGCAGAAACCCAGCGGGGUUGCUUGGAAGAGAUGCAUAAGCGUGUGCAAUUUUAUUUUAUUUUGUUUGCCUAAAGCCUAGCUCUUUUUAGUUGAAAAUGUAGAAGAAAAAGGCUGUGGUCUUGGCAACUCCACAAAAAUUUUGAAAUGUAACAUACAAGGCUUAUUUACAGAAAAUGUAAGAUGGAAGAAAAGUUAGCAUUCAUUUA
Messenger RNA from Populus trichocarpa (black cottonwood), 1799 nucleotides. RefSeq lists its product as uncharacterized. The transcript has 2 exons. Lineage: Eukaryota; Viridiplantae; Streptophyta; Magnoliopsida; Malpighiales; Salicaceae. The record is from RefSeq and is a predicted model, not a curated record. The coding region runs from base 148 to 1185 and encodes 345 amino acids.